Molecule: messenger RNA, 651 nt
Organism: Acanthosepion pharaonis
Lineage: Eukaryota; Metazoa; Mollusca; Cephalopoda; Sepiida; Sepiidae
Source: the annotation of a GenBank genome assembly
AUGUUUUCUUUCUUUCUUGUGAUUCUAAAUGAAAGCUAUAACCUCUUUUGUCUUUGCAUUUUUUUUCUUCCUUUGUUUUUUCUUUGUUUUUCAUUAUUCUGUUUUCUCGUCUUUUUCUCUGUUUUUCUUAUCCACCAAUUUCUGUCUUUUUUCUUUAUUUUUUUCUGCCCUCACUACUCUCACCGGUUCCCACGACCCUCCCUACUUCCUUUCUUCCUUCGCUCUUUCCUUUGUCAAUGUCACAUGCUCUCCUCGUGUGAUGUAUACCCUUCUAUCUAUGUACACAAACAAAUCGCGAGAGAGAAUGCGCUUAACGCGCGCGCAUACACACUAUCUAUCUAUCUAUCUAUCUAUCCCCAUAUCUAUCUAUCUAUCUAUCUAUCUAUCUCAGUCUUCAUAUCUAACUCAGAUCUAUCUGUCUCAGUUUGUUCAUAUCUCAGACUGUUCAUAUCUAUCUAUCUAUCUAUCUAUCUAUCUUUCUUUCUCAGCCUGUUUAUAUCUAUCUCAGUCUUUUCAUAUCUAUCUAUCUAUCUAUCUAUCUGUCUUUCUCAGCCUGUUUAUAUCUAUCUCAGUCUUUUCAUAUCUAUCUAUCUUUCUCAGCCUGUUUAUAUCUAUCUCAGUCUUUUCAUAUCUAUCUAUCUAUCUAUCUGA